Messenger RNA from Pelmatolapia mariae (spotted tilapia), 810 nucleotides. RefSeq names its product cAMP-dependent protein kinase inhibitor alpha (gene pkia). Gene Ontology annotation, cellular component: nucleus; cytoplasm. Gene Ontology annotation, molecular function: cAMP-dependent protein kinase inhibitor activity. The record is from RefSeq and is a predicted model, not a curated record. The coding region runs from base 156 to 383 and encodes 75 amino acids. Lineage: Eukaryota; Metazoa; Chordata; Actinopteri; Cichliformes; Cichlidae. Gene Ontology annotation, biological process: negative regulation of cAMP-dependent protein kinase activity. The transcript is spliced from 3 exons.
GGUGUGAAUGAUUUGCUUGACAUUGGUAAAUUCUCUUUCAUGAGCGCAUUGGGGAAUACCGAAAUGGCAAGAUCCGAGCCGAUGUGAUUGACCCCUGCGAAUAUUCGGAAGCCAUUUAUCCCAAACAGGCCCUGCUAUGGUGAGGUGUGUCAGCGAUGACGGAUGUGGAGGCGACCUAUGAGGACUUCAUCGCCUCUCGACGAUCCGGCCGCAGGAAUGCCAUCCAUGAUAUUCCAGACGCUCCUGGAGAACCAGGCACCACUGAUCUGUCGGAGAGUCUGGCACAGCUCAGCAUCAACAAGUCAGGUGAUGAGGGAGAAGAUGCUGAGAAAAGCCAGAACUCUCCAACUAAAGAAGAGCAGACUCAAGCUGAGGGAAGCUAAGUGCCAAGGGCCACCGGACAUUUAUGGACUAGAGCAGCCACUUCUUUUAGUCUAUCUGCUCUAAGCCUCUGACUGGCCAGUUGCAUCUAAUGACUGUGAACAGCAAAAUCCUCUAUUGCCACUAUCCUGCCAUCAGGAAGUCAUCACUAUGGCAACCACAGCACAGUCUCUCUCUCUCUCUCGCUUGUAAUUGGGUGUGUUCCAAUUUCCUUAAAAACCUUCCUUCCUUUGCUGCCUUUUGUCCAAGGCUGCUGAUAUCAGAUUGGAUGUAAUUUAAGGUGAACUAAACAUGAUGUCAACAACCAAAACCAGCCCACUUUUGACUGUGAGUGGUUUUGAGUGGAAAGUGGAGGGAGGAAAGGAGGCUAGUAAAGGUUUUUAGAGCACCCUUAAGUGUAGCCACAGAAUUAAAAUUUGUCUUCCCCUC